AUGAAGGACUACUUAUGGCGCCAAAGAGUCAAGUUCGAGUCGACUUUGGCACUGUCUAUGCUUGAGCCUUGGGAGAAAAUUCUCUGCUUGAUCAUAUUUUCGCUUUUGGCCAUGUUGGUGAUGAUUGGACUGUUCCAAUACUUGCCACAACAUGUCAUGGUCAUGCAACGACGCGCCAUAUAUUAUCUCUGGGGUCAGGAAGGAGACGUGUUUCGCUCAUGGGUAGAGACGCCUGGGCUGAAAGAGUUAUAG
Molecule: messenger RNA, 252 nt
Organism: Suillus bovinus
Lineage: Eukaryota; Fungi; Basidiomycota; Agaricomycetes; Boletales; Suillaceae
Exons: 2
Coding region: 1-252 (83 amino acids)
Source: RefSeq, a predicted model, not a curated record